Messenger RNA from Podarcis lilfordi (Lilford's wall lizard), 7389 nucleotides. The record is from the annotation of a GenBank genome assembly. NCBI's taxonomy places the organism in Eukaryota, Metazoa, Chordata, Lepidosauria, Squamata, Lacertidae.
GAGCCCCCUCCCCAGUGGGUGGCUGCCAUUAGCGGCAGGGCAGGGUGGGGCAGGGGGUGGCGAGCAGCGGAGGUAAUUAAAGCACUUGUUUAAUUGAACACUCUAUGAUUUAUGGGGCCAUAAAAUCUGUCUCUCCACUUACUGACCAAGGCCUAGCAUGUAAGCAAUUGCCUAAUGGAUGCUCCUUUCCAGGGGGGCGAUAGGACACUUAGCUGAGCUGGAAGCCUCAUUGUGAAGCCGCCCCCCCCAUCCUUCCCAUCACACAAGGGGGGUCCUCCCUGGGCACUUGAUCUGCCCAGAGCCAGGGCAGGCCAGGAGGGCAUUCCUCCUCCCCAUGUGUCUCCCCUGGGUGAAGGUUGAGAGAGCAGUUGGGAAGCAGUAUGGGGCGCACACAGUGACUUGGAUCCCAUGUUUUGAGCUGUGCUGGGAAGGUGAAGGCAGCAUUGGCAGCGGAGGCAGGAGCAGCUCAGAAGGCCGGUCACCAGCCUGUCAGCUGAAAGAGGGGGAAGGGGGCGAGGCAGGGCAAGAUGCUGGCAGGAAGCAAGGCAGCAAGGGAUGUUUCUUCCCAGAGGCAUGGCUCCUGCGCUCCUCAGUUCAGGGCACCCAUUCAGGGUCACCCUCGAUAGCCUUCUCACUUUGGGAACAUGAAGGUGACCAACUAAGCCCUGGCUUCAUUUGAAAUCAGACUUACAAAAUUCCUUUUUGGUGCUAGAGCUCAGCUGCGUGACUUGUGGAAUAAAACACCAAAGUGCUCUGAACAUGUGCAGAGUGCCUUUUCCAUCACCACAGCCCUGCAGGCUGGUGGGAGUUGGCUUUUAUGUCAGAGGGUGUGACUGACUUCCGGACCAGCAUGGGUUCUCAGCCCUUCUCACAAGCUUGAGUUCUCACAAGCCCUUUCUUUCAGAAACAAAAUACUGAUAGAAAGUGCCCAUCAAUCUGACAACUUCCUUGGGGAGACAGGAGGUCUCUGCAAACGGCCCCACCCUGCAAUCCCUGGAUGCAGUGCAUUAUUCCCCGGUGAGGUGGGGGCCAAACAUUCAGGGCCAGGACACAUACGGCAGGAGGCCUGGGCGGAAGUGCCUGGCAUGACUUUCCAAAUCCCCCGCCUGCCCACCCCAACAUAGCGGGGGGGGGGACCCUUUUUCUCCAGCUUGAGCUGCUUCACAAUUAUCAGUUGGCACAACCGUGUCCAUCUUGCUCCCAAACCAAAUCUGAAGAUGGGAAAGAAAGAAAACCGCCAGUUAUCUGGCAGUGGGGGCAGCCCUGGAGCGUUUUGUGGGGGCAGGUUCUGGGGACACAACCCAUUGUCACCACCACACUCCUUCCUUCCACUUUUCUUCCGUCAGCAGGUCCCUGGUAUUUUAUUUUUGAAUGAAAUGAAACUCUUCUUUUGCAAUGAACAGGUCUUACACAAAACAGUUGUAUUAAAAAUAAACUGCCCUGGCAGAUACAGGAGGCAGGGAGGGCAAAGGGGAAGGAAGGGGCAGCCAUUCACGUGAGCAACUCCAAAUCCUUGGCUGGCUUUGAAGGACACACACAUCUCAUACCAUAUUUUUUACUGCUGUUUUGUGCAAAUCUGGAACAUUGGAAAACAUAUAUUUGAAACGGGGGGCAGGGAUUUAAAGCUGCUUUCUCACAAAUAAACACAUGCUUGCAUGCUUCUGAUGGGUUGGGAAGUACUAAUCCAGGAGAGGGGGCAACACACAGCAGGGAUGCAUCCCAUAAAGAGCGCCUUGCCCCAUCCAGACCAGCACAUACCUUUAAAGGCCUGCCCCAUGCGGUGGAAGGGAACCCCGCAGGCAAGAAGGCCCCACCAGAGAGGCUGUUUCCACACCGGACCUCUUCAAUGGAAUCCUUUGCUCACUCUUUCUUUGAGGAGAAUCUAGAUGCUGCCCUUGCCAAAUCAUUACCCUCCACUGUUUUGCUCAGCAGAAUCCUCUCUUCUCUGGUGUUGCUGUUCUGGGGCUCUCCUGACCCCCGAGAGCCCAUUUGGAGGGGACGUGGGAAACACACAGAGCAAGGAAUGGCGCUGCUGGAUGCUAUAGGACUCGGUGAAGCCAUCCGUGGCCCCAUCUCAGCUCCUUCGUUGGAGCAGAAGCAAGCUCCGUCUCACGGUGUGUGUGUGCUUCCCAUGUGUGACAACAGUUCAGAUGAGAAGGGGGGGCAUUUCUGGCCAACUUCCCUGAGGUCUCUUGGGUGCCUUCCAGCCAAACCUUCCCCAGCAUCUCGACUCCUGGCAAUCGUUCCCCAGAACAUGGGGCAGCUUCUCCACCUCCCCCCCCCCACUGUCCUAGAUGAGCAGAUUCCAAGAGGAUCCAGCCCUGACCAAGGCGGACGGAAACUCCCACUGGCCAUGCUCCAGGAUUUCAAGUGCUGCGAAAAUGUCCUUUGAUGAUAAAUCUUGCCAAGCCCCCAAGACAGCCACAGAUCUUGUGCUUUUAAUUGCACACUCCAUCAAUCCUUCCGCCAGGGUGGUAUAAAUGGAGGCUACUUCACCCGUGAAGGGUGAUUAUCUUUUAUGAGUGCCGGAGCUCCAUAACUCAGGGAUGGCAAAGAGCAAGAGUCAUACUCUCUGGGGUCUUACUGGGCUGGGGUUUCCAUGGUGGCCCUUCUGACCACGUCUCAGCCAGGAUCUCCAGCCAAAUCCUGCACCACCUUGAGGCCAGGAUGGGGCCAGGCCAGCAGCACCAAGCAGGCAGGGUUAGCCCCUGCCAAGGCAGCCCAGUCUCCAAAGGGCCUCUGCAGCUGCCCAAUGGCCUCUUGCUGCUUCCAGCAGAGAAGAAGCCCCGUCCCUGCAUGGGAGCAGCCAGUCAGGGCAGUCCAAAACACAAUGUGGGCUGGGUAUACGCUAGCCUGUUUGUAGUUCAAAAAUGAACGUUUUCUUAAUCCAGAAUCAUUUGUGCUCAUCCUCAGCAUGCCACAGUUGAUUCAAUACCCUGCCCAGUCCACAAGGGUGGCACCACACACACACACCCCAAGUCUGGAAGCUUAAAGCUUGGGUCGUGUAAAAUGUAGUAACUUCUAAAAUGGCUAUUGCAGUAAAGUGAUUUUUCGGUGGGGGGUGUGAAUACAGCUGUUUGCCAAGCAGCAUCAAGCUGACCCACCCAGUGUGAAGUGCAGAAGCACCAGAGGAAGCAGCAUCUCAGCAACCCUUUAGCAAAGAAGAUCCAUCUUAUGCAGAUUCCAAGUGGGGUCUUUCUGAGGCCCACUCCUGCCUGGAGAAAAGAGAGGGGCAUUUUGCACUGGGGGGCUCCCUGGCAGCAGCGGGAGCAGCAGCAGCUGCUGCGUUCUGCUUCCUGGGCUGCUGCACAUGUGCAUUUGCAGUUAAUUUGUGGGCCUCUGAAAGUUCCUCAAGAUCUCACUGCUUCCACUGCAGCAGCAGCAGCAGCAGUGGCAGACUGCACCUGGCACUGGGUGGCCAAGGGGUGGGGAAGCAGACUGAUGGAUUGUUGACCAUUCCAAUUUUGCCAGCAGUAAUUUAAAGAAAUUAAAACAACUCCAUUGGAGAUUAACAUGGUAAAUAGCAUGUCCAAGUUUGUUUCUGGAUGCAGCAGAGGUACCAACAGGGUGGAACAAGGUGGCCAGCUUCAACCUUUUCUCCUUUUGCGGAAGCAGAGACACCCUGGAGGCUGAACAAAGUGGCCUUUGGCCUGGAGGACUGGUCAAAGUGCUGGGGUUGUAACUGGGGCGGGGUUUGGCUGGCAGGCUGUGUGGGCAAGGGUGAAAGUAUUGGAUUUGCCAGGGCCAGCGCAUGGUUGGCAGCAAAGUGCCUGAACCCAGGCUCUGAAAAGAGGUUAUGGGGGCAGUGGACCUGCAGAAAGGCAAAAGGUUAUUGGGAAAUGAUUUAUAAUGGUUAAAAAAGAAGUUUAAAGUGAUGAUUCCCCAGAAACCUGAGGCCUUUCUGCUAGGUAUAACUGGACCAGAGCUUUGUUUAUGUAUACUAUGUUAGUGGCAGGAAUAGUCUACAUGCAAAAAUGGAAAGAAGAAUUCCCAGCCAAAGAAGAAUUGUUCAUGAAGAUGAUGGAAUAUGCUGAGGUGGCUAGACCAUCUGUGAGAAUUGGAGAACCGAAUGAAGAAAAAUUUCUUGAAGAAUGGAAAUAUUUUGUGGAAUAUUUCAAAAAAUAUCAUGGUUAUGUUAAAACAUAUGCAGGAUUUGAAGUACAGCAGCAGAUAAGAAUUGCAGCUUAAUAAUUUAUAAUUAUUAACGUACAUAAUUGGCAAAAUACAAGUAAUAUAGCAACUGCUGGUUGUUUAAAAGAAUUUGUAAAAUUUGAAAAGCUAAUAAAAACUGUUUAAAAAAGGGAAAUGGAUUAUGGGAUUCAAUACCUGGUUCAAAGAUGCUUUGCAGUGAGGUGCAGAGCUCCUCUAGGAUGUCACACGGUAGGAGAAGCCCGGAGGAAGAAGCAGGCUCUGUGGAGAGACGUGGCGGCUGGCCUGGCGGGCCAAGGGGGGAGGUUGGCUUUGGCAUAUGGCAGCAAGAGAGCGGCCCCAUUUCCAGGUGAGGCUUCAAAGAAAUGGACGGGAAAGCAGCAGAUUCCUCCUCCUUGACGGGGACACCCACAUGACGCACCUUGUCAGUCACAUCCACAAGGUCAGGGGAAGCCAACUAAGGCACAGAAGCCCCCUUGGUCUUGUCUCGCUUCCUCUUCCACCCCCAGUGGUCAGUGCUCCAUAAAAUCCACAUGGAAUGCUUUUGCCCCUCCUUCCCCUGCAAUGCUGCUGCUUUGGAUGGGGUACAUUUGGGGGCUGCCAUUGCAGUGAAGCAGCCCACUGGUGGGGACCCAGCCAGCUGAUGAUGAUUACCACCUCUUAACUGGCACAUUAAAUGCAUUGCAGGCAUUAGAGUUUUUGCUCUGCUCUCUACUUAAGAAUAACAAAGUCACUUGACCUUUCAGCAGCCACCACAAUAGGCAAGGAAGCGACUUUUUGACAAAUGCACUUUGUAAUGGUCUCUGGUCUUCUUCAUGCGGCUGUUGGAACAGUUAAUAUCUCAUGUCACAGAUGCAGACAGACUGAGGCUCAUGAUUAAUUUAACUUGCCAAUUAAUCACCCCCAAAUGGGCUGUUUUGUCACCUCUUCCUAAUGGGAAGAUGUUGAUGCCUCCUGGUGAAUCUGUGGAGAGGCUCUUGGCUGGUGAUCAACUGGUGCUGUCCCAGCACAGCUUUCCAGGAAGGACCAAGAGAAAGGGGGGGGGGAAUUCCCUCAAAGAAACACAAGCAGGUAGGGGAGAGCAAUUGCUGCACAGUUCCACACGGACACCUCUGGGAUGACCGGGAACUUUUGCCCUACGUAGCAUCCUGGUGCUUAAUCUGAGUCACAAAUGGGUUCCACAGCCUGUUUCAGAUGCCAGGGCUCAAGCCUAGAAUAAAGUGCCUCUGAGCUAAUGCAGAGAGCAUUUCUUUGCUCCCAUUUGGGAGUUAUUAGAAUCAGCACCAGCAGGCCCACCAUCUGGCCACAGGGCGAAGAUUUGCACAUUGAAGUCUGGGGAGGUGAGGGCUGCAGUCCCACUUCUCUCUCUCUUUUGCCUGACCAGCACGUGUGCUGUUGAACAUGGUGACACACACACCUUUCGUGGGAACUGCAUGGCUUAACUGCAGUGGCCCCCAGAACUGAUGGGGAGAGGCAGGAUUGAGAGGGAGGUAUCUGCCUGCAGACUCCAGCAUUCGCUGACCCUCCUUGCUGUGCCUACCAUGGCACCCUGAAGCUAGGCAAAAUCUCACUUGGCACUCAGCCAGGGUUGUGUGUCUUUCAGAAAUUAGCCACCUUGGAGACUGCGGUUUCUUUAAGAGAUACGGUUUCUUUACAUGUAUUUACAACCUGUGUCUAGGUGGUGAGAGUUCAGAGCAUUCGCCUAUCCAGAGCGGCUUGCUUCCUGCAGGAGAGCAACACUGGUUUCCAAGCACAGCAAAAAGUCAUCCUUGGCGACUCUUUGUUCCAGCCUGUUAUCCCCAGCUCACGUAGAAUUCUGUCCCUGCUUCUAUGGCAGCUUCCCUUAAUACCUCAACUAUUGAGUUAUUCCUGACCUUCGCUAAAUCUAAGAAGGUGCAUCUACCCCCCCCCAAAAAAAAUUAGUAUAACUCAAGGCGUAGGAGAACAGAAGCCAAGGAGGCUUCUCCAGCUGCCCACCUGCCUUCUUGCAUCUUGCUUCUGCCCUUCCAACAUUCAGGAGCCUUGGAUCCCGAGGGUGUCCCGGGUUGGGAGGCCCUUCCUGCUCUUGACUGACUCUUUGCUUGCCUCCACAGUCAGCUGGGACGUCUUGAAUUAAAGCGGUGCAUUAUCACAGCCGCCACGAACCACCAUGAGCUGGGUGGGCUCAAGAGCCGGAGCACGGCAUGGCACAAGCCUCGUAAGUGCCCGAGUGCCACUCAGUCUCAGCUGGCAGCCUCAUUUAACUUUUAUUGACAAUUAAUACCAUGGGAAGGAGCAUCACUGUUGUGUCAGGGAAACAUAAUGUUGCUUUAUGGCCUCAUCAAUUAGAUGUUUCUGGAAACAACAGAACUUUGGGCCCUGAGCCAGCCCUCCUCUCUGUAGCAACCACUGCCACCUCCCAAUCUCAGAGCCACAGACCAGGCAGACAAACGAAGAUCUCCUUCCCACUGCAAAGAGGCAGCAUGGAUGGCAGCAGAGAGCAGCACCACUCUGGGGAUCCCAAAAUAGCAAGUGGUUCUCUUCUCCCUGCCCCACUGGCAUCCCAGAGGCAAAGCCUUGGCUGGUUUCGAGGGGGGUGCCAGGCUUCCCCAGAGCGCCCAGGUAGCACACCAGCCUUGGAGUGGAGCGAAGCAGCUAAACAACCACUUAAAAUUUGCUUGCAAGAAGAAACCUGACCCUGAAGGGAGGUGAAGCAGUCCCAGUGCAAAACACCCUCCCCAACCUCUUCAUACCGCGCCCACCUGGCUGGGUUGCCCCAAAGAAGCUUUCCAUUUUGCUCCUGUUAGUUUCUGUCUCUUGGGGAAGGCAGGGGUGAUAACAACAACAACAACAACAACAACAACAACAACUUUUAUUUGUAUCCUGCCCUCCCCAGCUGAGACUGGGCUCAGGGCAGCUAACAUCAAAUAUAUAACAUUGGUAUAAAAUCAAACAAUAAUUAAAUUACCUCCUAAAAACAAGUCAGGAUCAAAUUAAAAUCUAAUUAGGUGGCUUUCCUCAGGAUUAGGGUUGGGAACAGUAAAUGCUCAUCAGGCCCAACUGUUUACGCUGUUCUUAUAUGGGCCUGUGAGAAUGCUGGGAGGCUUCUUUCAUACUAGUUCUUAUACAAAGAGAGAAGGGGAGUCAGGUUGAGCCCUGACCAAAGACCCUGCGGAAAGAUGUCAGAUCCCACAGGGCCCUGGCCUCUUGUGGCAGAGCGUUCUACCAGGCUGGGGCCACGGCCAAAAAGCCCUUGGCCUA